Molecule: messenger RNA, 1720 nt
Organism: Gambusia affinis (western mosquitofish)
Lineage: Eukaryota; Metazoa; Chordata; Actinopteri; Cyprinodontiformes; Poeciliidae
Product: zinc finger CCHC domain-containing protein 24-like
Exons: 4
Coding region: 242-922 (226 amino acids)
Molecular function (GO): nucleic acid binding; zinc ion binding
Source: RefSeq, a predicted model, not a curated record
ACACACGAGGAAUCUCCUGUAGUUGCUGUCACGCCACCCUGAAACCUGGCAUUCAGGCUGCGGCUCCUCCAGCCUAACACAGUGCAUCCCGUUUUAUGGAGAUCCUCUCAUGGCUCCAUACAAGUGAACACAGAGGAAAUUCACAUACAGUAAUCCGGACCACAGGGAUGACUGAACGAAUCCCGGGGGCUCUGUUUCAGUAAGAGACGCAGUCACGCAGCUGUCCUCCUUCAGGGACGACAUGAUGUCUGCAAUAGAGACCGGCUUGUACCAACCCGCUCAGCUGCUCAGCUGGGUGUACAUGUCCUUGCAGGACGCCCCGGGCAGCGCUAUCGAUGGCGUUAAGGUCGAGUCGGACUCCUCCACUCGGGACGGGACGGAACGCAUCGCGGCUGAUCUGAACUCCAACUAUCUCAGCAACUUCUUCCAUCUGAACACUGAGGCUUUGACUAAAAGUUUCUACAAAAACUCCUCUCAAUAUGGGUCCUUCAGUAACAUCGUUGACGGACUGAACUCUCUGGCAGACCACUUCUCAGAUCUCUCUCUGUCCCCUGAAACGCACAAACCCAGCAAAAGGCCGCCACCCAACUACUUGUGCCACCUAUGCUUCAACAAAGGACACUACAUCAAAGACUGCCCUCAGGCUCGACCCAAAGGUGAAGGGCUGACCCCGUACCAGGGAAAGAAGAGAUGCUUUGGGGAAUAUAAAUGCCCUAAAUGCAAGAGGAAGUGGAUGAGCGGCAACUCCUGGGCCAACAUGGGACAGGAGUGUAUCAAGUGCCACAUCAACGUUUACCCUCACAAGCAGAGGCCUCUGGAGAAACCAGAUGGGUUGGACGUGUCAGACCAGAGCAAAGAACAUCCCCAGCACCUGUGUGAAAAAUGCAAAGUCCUCGGCUACUACUGUCGCCGCGUGCAGUAGGACUCUCAUCCUCUCCUUGCUCAGCAUAGACUCCUUCAAAACAUUCACCGUUCCAUAUUUUACCAUUUAAAAAAAGUAAUAAUGAAUCAUUUCUGUACUGUAAUGAAUCUAACAUAAGUCUCAUGAAAUAGGUUUUCUGGAAAAUUCAUCUCAGUGGAAUGAGAUACGUUCUUUUAGGUGACUGUUAUCUUCAUGUGAAAUCUCAUCUAUUACCAAAGAACUGAAUUACUGUGAAUUUUAAACAAGAUUAUCGCUGUCUGUUUCUACAUGACAGAAAGUUUCAGAUCAAAAAGUCUUAUACAUGUUUGUAUAUUUCCAAACUAAUUUACUGUAAAUGUAAUCAUGUUUUCUGUAUAAAAUAUGCAAGUCUUUACUAAGAAGUGUAUACAGUAUUAAUGUGUUUCUGCUGUUAUCAGUACUGGUGGGUACAUCUUUUUUAUGUUUUGCUGUGUAUUACACAUUUGAGAUGAAUAUAUUUGACUGUAACGUCAAGUCUUACUGUGAUUGUUAGGAACACACCAACUUGGUGUUUCAGAAUGAUAUACUUUAUUAACAUAGGAAGUUAUAACAGAUCUAUAGAAGACACAGCGCAAGGAAUACUCACCAAAGUGCCCUUUAGGAUGUAAGAUGGUACUUGUCGCUUGGGACCAAAAAAGGGAUAAAAACCUGAAAUGGAGCAGAUUCGAGGCAAUAAACACACAUUUUACUGAAAUCAUAAAACAAAUAUGUGAAGUUCAAAAUAAUGUGCCUUAUUUGAAUAACAAUAAACAAAUCCCUUGAGUAUUCUGACAUUAAAAC